Molecule: messenger RNA, 1180 nt
Organism: Momordica charantia (bitter melon)
Lineage: Eukaryota; Viridiplantae; Streptophyta; Magnoliopsida; Cucurbitales; Cucurbitaceae
Gene: VAMP727
Product: vesicle-associated membrane protein 727
Biological process (GO): vesicle-mediated transport
Cellular component (GO): membrane
Source: RefSeq, a predicted model, not a curated record
UCUCAGAGACUUGUUCCUGGAAGGAGACGGAAGGUUAACUGAUUGAGGUUUGGGUUCCCUAUAAAUUACCCGUCUGUUUGCCAAUUUUAUGUGUUCUUCAAACUGAUCGAUCUUUUAGCUUGCAUCGUGCGUGAAGUUGACUAGAGAUUUCAAGUUUAAGGUUACUCCUGCAGUUCGGUGUGCUACUAAUUUGAUUCUUCACGGAAAACAGUGGGAGAUGAGUCAGAAAGGCCUGAUAUAUAGCUUUGUUGCUAAAGGAACUGUUGUUUUAGCGGAACACACAUCAUUCUCAGGGAAUUUUAGUACCAUAGCCGUUCAAUGCUUGCAGAAAUUGCCUUCUAAUAGCAGCAAAUGCACAUACUCAUGUGAUGGGCACACAUUCAACUUCCUUCUUGAUAGUGGAUUUGUUUUUCUGGCUGUUGCGGAUGAAUCAGUUGGAAGGAAUGUGCCAUUUGUAUUUCUUGACCGUGUGAAAGAUGACUUUAAGCAGCGUUAUGGUUCAAGUAUCAAGGAUGAGAACCCUCACCCACUUGCAGAUGAUGAAGAUGACGAUGAUUUAUUUCUGGAUCGAUUCAGUGUUGCAUACACUCUUGACCGAGAAUUUGGGCCAAGGCUUAAGGAGCACAUGCAAUAUUGCAUGAGCCAUCCAGAAGAAAUGAGUAAACUUUCCAAGCUGAAGGCUCAAAUAACAGAAGUGAAAGGCAUUAUGAUGGACAACAUCGAAAAGGUUCUAGACCGCGGAGAGCGGAUUGAGCUUCUGGUAGACAAGACAGAAAAUCUACAAUUUCAGGCCGAUAACUUUCAUCGACAAGGGAGGCAACUUCGGCGAAAAAUGUGGCUGCAGAGCUUACAGAUGAAGCUGAUGGUUGGGGGAGGAAUCUUGGUCAUGAUCAUCAUAAUUUGGUUUAUUGCAUGCGGAGGUUUCAAAUGUUGAAUUUGGUAAAGUUAGUAGCAGAUGAGUGUUUUUUCACUUGGGUAAUGGCUAUGUUUGGAAACUGGCACCAAAUCUAUAUAAUACGCCUCUUGUUCUAACUUGUAAUUAGCAUUCUAUAUUACCUACCAGUUAAAAUUUAUUUGUUGGGUUUCUUCUGUCUCUUGUGUAUCGAAGAAUCUGUGUUAAAAGUGAAAUAACCUUACACUCUUUAGAUAAUAGUGAAAUAACCUUACACUCUUUAGAUAA